AUGGUUUUGGAGCGCGAAGAUAACAAUCAACGCCGAAUUGCCGAGCAACAGCGGCUCCUCGAACAGCAGCAGCAGCUCGCCGAACAACAACAGCUCGCUGAACAGCAGCGACUCGCCGAACAGCAUCGGCUCGACAACCAACGCCUCGAACAACAGCUCGCUGAUCUUCAAGCGCAACUUGCGCUUCGUCAAAACGAGCUUGCCAAUGCUCCUGUGCCUCCAGCCGCCGCAGCUGUCCAACCUGCAAUUCAUCGGGUAGCUGUCAAAUUGCCAGCCUUCUGGUCAGACCGACCAAGCCUCUGGUUCGCCCAGGCAGACUCUCAAUUUGUCCUCUCGGACAUUACAAGCGAGGUGACAAAAUUUCAUUAUGUCGUUUCCCAACUGGACGCGCGCAUCGCCUUAGAAGUAGAGGACAUCAUCACAAGUCCACCGGCAGUAACGCCGUAUACUUUUCUGCGCACUAAAUUAAUUGAGCGUUUGUCUGCAUCAGAAGAGCAACGUGUUCGACAGCUCAUCAGCGAGGAGGAGCUCGGUGACCGCAAGCCAUCUCAAUUCCUGCGGCAUCUACGCUCACUAGCUGGAAACACCAUCGUCCAAGAUAACCUCCUACGGCAGCUUUGGCUACAACGACUACCAUCACACGUCCGUGCUAUCCUCGCAAGCCAAGCUGAACUCGCAUUGGAUAAACUUGCCGAUCUCGCUGAUAAGAUUGUCGAAGUCUCACCCGGUACACCAUCACUGUCCGUUCACGCAGCAUCUACCAUGAGAAAUUCUGAGGAUCCUCUUCUACGAGCAAUUAAGGAGCUUCAGGAGAAAGUAGUUGAGCUUUCUUCUCGUUCUCGGUCUUUCUCUCACGAUCGUUCUCGCGAUCGUUCUUUGAAAAACUCGACUCACAGAAACAAAUCAUCUUCUCGUGAUAGCAGUAAGAACUCGGACAAAUCAUGGUGUUGGUAUCAUGCUAGAUAUCGAGGCAAAGCCAAGAGAUGCAAUUCACCUUGUAAAUAUCCGGAAAACUCCUCGAGCAACUUGUGCUGUUUCCCUCAUCGCCUUCUGCCAAAACGCCGCCCUCCCACUACUUUCAACUUGCAAGCUGCGAAUGGAAGUUGCAUCAAAACAUAUGGCUUUCUAACCUUGAACCUGAACUUCGGACUUCGACGUGAAUUUUUGUGGAGACUCGUAAUCGCCGACGUCGACGUUCCGAUCAUCGGAUCAGAUUUCUUAGCACACUACAAUCUUCUGCCAGACUGCAAGUACAAGGCAAUUGUGGAUGGUAUCACUGGACUCCGAGCUCAAGGUUUAUCGAAAGCUUCACAACAGAGCAGCGUUACGGCUAUAAAUACGACUUCCUCGAAUUACUCAGAUCUUCUCUCGGAAUUCCAAGCUAUCACUCGGCCUUCUGGUUUUCCUCGUGAGAUCAAGCAUGAAACUGUCCAUCAUAUCCGUACGACUCCUGGCCCUCCAAUCAUGAGCAGAGCGCGUCGUUUGGCUCCAGAUAAAUUAAAAAUUGCACAAUCUGAAUUUGACGAUAUGUUACGUGCAGGUACCGCUCGUCCUUCGGAAAGCUCUUGGUCUUCCCCACUACAUUUGGCCCCGAAAGGUGCGACAGGUUGGCGUCCGUGCGGAGAUUUUCGAGCUUUAAACGCUCGAACUAUACCGGAUCGUUAUCCUGUUCGUCAUAUUCACGAUGCUACUUCAUUUAUCGACGGAUGCUCGAUCUUUUCAAAAAUUGAUCUCGUGAAGGCAUAUCAACAGAUUCCUGUAGCUGAGGAGGACAUAUGCAAAACAGCAAUCAUCACGCCUUUCGGACUUUUCGAAUUUCCAUUCAUGACGUUUGGACUUCGAAAUGCCGGUCAAACAUUUCAACGAUUCAUGGACGAAGUUUUACGUGGAUUAGACUUCUGUUUUGUGUAUAUGGACGAUAUCCUUAUAUACUCUCGCUCCGAGUCUGAACACAGAAACCACCUCAAAAUUAUUUUCGAGCGUAUUCAAAAUUACGGGCUCGUCAUCAACGUUCAGAAAUCUGUUUUCGGUGUUGCAGAGGUAACUUUUAUCGGAUACUUGAUUUCUGCUAAAGGCAUUCAAGCACCUCCAGAACGCGUCAAGGCCAUUCGAGAUUAUUCUUUACCUCGUACUGCUCAUGAUCUUCGCAGAUUCUUGGGGAUGUUGAAUUUCUAUCGGCGAUUCAUUCCUCAUGCUUCUGAGUAUGAAGCUCCGUUACAUAACGCUAUCAGCAAGCCAUUAUUGAAAGGAUCGCAAGAAAUUCAUUGGACACCGGAGCUUGAAAAAGCUUUUGAUUCAUGCAAGAAUUGCAUAGCAACUGCCACGCUNCUCUCUCUUUUUCUAAUUAUAAAACACUGGUCGUUUAACUGUUUGUAUAAUUUAACUGUUAAAUAUUCACGACGAUAUUCUUUGAGAAAAUACACGAGGUUGGCCCACGAGUAA
Messenger RNA from Trichogramma pretiosum, 2442 nucleotides. RefSeq lists its product as uncharacterized. The record is from RefSeq and is a predicted model, not a curated record. Bases 1 to 2442 code for a protein of 813 amino acids. Lineage: Eukaryota; Metazoa; Arthropoda; Insecta; Hymenoptera; Trichogrammatidae. The transcript is spliced from 2 exons.